AUGUUUAAGCCCUCGAACCCGAUGAUGGCUCGCCUGCGCUUCACCACCAAGCAGGUCAAUGGCGGAUUCUACAAGGGUAACCGGACCGGGUCGAUGGGUAACUUCGACAAGAAGGGCAACUACGUGAUCGACUGGCACAAAGUCCGCACCUACUGCGCCCCAGAUGAUCUCGAAGACUUCAAGCUCACACCCUUCGUCACCAAGGUCGCUGACCCCAAGCCGACCAAGUACACCAAGGACAUUGAGCGAAACGGGCGCACCGUCACCGUCGUCGAUAGCAUGAAGGGCCAGGAUUUCCUGAACAUUUGGGGUGAGCGUAACGGCGAGGAAAUAAUGCAGCGCGAGGUCGACGAGUACAAGAGAAAG
This is a messenger RNA of Penicillium argentinense, 366 nucleotides long. RefSeq names its product mitochondrial 54S ribosomal protein mL41. Gene Ontology annotation, biological process: translation. The record is from RefSeq and is a predicted model, not a curated record. NCBI's taxonomy places the organism in Eukaryota, Fungi, Ascomycota, Eurotiomycetes, Eurotiales, Aspergillaceae. The annotation marks the transcript as partial. The transcript has 2 exons. Gene Ontology annotation, molecular function: structural constituent of ribosome. Gene Ontology annotation, cellular component: mitochondrial large ribosomal subunit.